ACGAGGAUAAGGUGGAAUUCGAAAGGACGAGGUCAGACAGACUUGGAAACCCUCGCUUGUCUUCCUCUUCGAGCGAGCGCGGCCACCCCUCCCUUCCCAUCCCGCUGCUGAGCAGCGCCCCUGCCCCUUCGCUCCGUCUCUCGUCUUCCUCCUCGUGCGAGCGCCUCCACCGCAGCUCCCGUGGGCUCUCCUAUUCCUACGAAGUCGCCCGGGCCACCCCUCCACCGACGCCUCCGUCCUCGCUAGCCCGCCCAGCCAAGCCAGCCAGCUACGUCCGUCCCCUCCGUCGCCAUUGCCGCCGCAAUGACCUCCCCCUCCUCCGCCGCCUCCUCCCUCCAUAUUACCAUCACCAGCAACCCUUCCUCCUCCACCAUCACCAACAACACCAACGCCAACAACCCCAAGCCUCACCACCAUCAUCUUCCCAGCCACAGCACCGCGCGCCCGGGCCCCAACAACAACAACCCAGGCGGUGGCGGCGGCGGCGGAGGCGGUGGAUCGUCGUCGACGAACCAGGCCUGCGCGGCGUGCAAGUACCAACGGCGCAAGUGCAACCCGGACUGCCCGCUGGCGCCAUACUUCCCGGCGGACCAGCAGCGCCGCUUCCUCAACGCGCACCGUCUCUUCGGCGUCAGCAACAUCCUCAAGACGCUCCGCCGGAUCAAGCCGGAGCUCUGCGACGCCGCCAUGAACGCGCUCAUCUACCAGGCCGAGAUGCGCGCGAUCGACCCCGUCGGCGGCUGCUACCGCAUCAUCCUCGAUCUGGAGAACACCUUCGAGCUCGAGUCCGCCGAGCUCGCCGCCCUGCUCCACCACCUCGAACUCUGCCGCCAGGCCGCCGCCGCCGCGGCCUCCGGCGUGCCGCCUCCUGACGUCAUGGACGCCGCCGACCUCGAUCUCGAGGUCACGUCCUCCAACCACCACCAGCCCAGCCUCGCAAUGGACGCCGUCGUCGACAUCGACACGCUCUACGUCGGCCAAGAAGCCAUACGUGACGACAACAAUGCCGAUCACGGCAACAACAACAACAGCCCGCAUGCGCAAGAUCACGGCGAACAGCAGCACCAGCAACAACAACAGCUGUACGACUAUUUCUACUACGAGACGAAGAAUAACGGCGCCGGGGCCGCCGAAGACGCCAGCAGCAACAAGCCGGGCAGCGUCGACAUCAACGUCGACGUCAUGCAGCAUUUCGAUUACGACUCCGGUUGUGACGCCGUUGAUGAUCAUUCCUACAAGCUGGCGGUGGAACUGGCGCCGAUGAUGUCCUCAGGUGGCCUUGCAGGGCAGCAUCAUCAGCUCGAGGAGGAGCACUACGGCCAGAUUGACCACAAGGAGUACGAGAUGAAGGUGGCGUCCUUCGUCGACGCGUUCGACGUCAACGCCGACAUCGCCGCCAGUGUCAAGGAGGAGAUUGAUCAGGAGGAGGAUGCUAACUAUAACAUGGCACUGGCUGAAGAAUCGCAAUUAGCUGAGUCCUCACAUUGCAGACUAGGCUUAGGAUUUUCUUCUCUCUAAUGCAUGCAUGUGCCGUCGAUUCAAUUUCCAUUCAUGAGCUUAAUUAUGU
Brachypodium distachyon (stiff brome) is the source of this 1567-nucleotide messenger RNA. RefSeq names its product LOB domain-containing protein 20. The transcript is spliced from 2 exons. Lineage: Eukaryota; Viridiplantae; Streptophyta; Magnoliopsida; Poales; Poaceae. Bases 304 to 1518 code for a protein of 404 amino acids. The record is from RefSeq and is a predicted model, not a curated record.